Molecule: messenger RNA, 1797 nt
Organism: Paralichthys olivaceus (Japanese flounder)
Lineage: Eukaryota; Metazoa; Chordata; Actinopteri; Pleuronectiformes; Paralichthyidae
Gene: micu1
Product: mitochondrial calcium uptake 1
Biological process (GO): calcium import into the mitochondrion; mitochondrial calcium ion homeostasis
Cellular component (GO): uniplex complex
Molecular function (GO): calcium ion binding
Source: RefSeq, a predicted model, not a curated record
GUGACCACGGCUGACCAGCGCGGGGCGUGGGUCCCAGAUGUUGCCCCGCCCCGCUGCUGAACACGGAACUGCUGUCUGCGGCUCCAUCUCUGCAGACGGACCGUCCAACGCAGAAGACACAGCGACACGUUUGGACUGACUGGCGUCCAAGUUGCCAUUAAUGAUGUUCCGCUUGCGGGUGUUGUCCGCAGUUUCAGUGGGGCUAACGCAGUUGUCCCGACGUUACCACAGUGGGGCAGUGCGAAGGCCUGCCCAGAGGAGGCUGAUGCUGGCAGCCCUGGCUGGGGUCACUGGUGUGUCUGCUAGCGCUGGGCUGCUUUGGAAAAGAGCUUAUGCAGAUGCUGGGUCUUCCGUUCGACACUCUGAGCAACCAGGAGGAGAGGAAGCUGAUUUUAUGAGGGAUACGGACUCAGAGACGGAGUCUGAGAAAUCGGUUGAGGCCAGCAGCGGAGAUAAGGAAGUGAAGGAUGAAGGGGCAGAGGGGAAAAAAAAGAAGCCACGCUCUGGAUUCCGUGACCGCAAGGUGAUGGAGUAUGAGAACAGGAUAAGGGCUUACUCGACUCCGGACAAGAUUUUCCGCUAUUUUGCCACCCUGAAGGUCAUUGGGGAGCAUGGAGAUGCUGAGGUUUACAUGACGCCGCAGGACUUCAUACGCUCCAUAACUCCAAAUGAAAAGCAGCCUGAGAGUCUAGGCCUUGAUCAGUUCAUUGUGAAGCGCUAUGAUGGAAAGGACUUCUGGCAGACGGAGGUAACUCCACACGGGCUCUACGAAGCCCAACCUCCCGCAGCCCCCCUCCCUCUUCAGAAAAUAGCCCAGGAGAGGGAGAAGUUUGCAGAUGAGGACAGCAUAUUUUACUCUCUGGGAGAAUGUGGCCUUAUCUCCUUCUCAGACUACAUCUUUCUCACCACUGUGCUGUCCACUCCCCAGAGAAACUUUGAAAUUGCUUUCAAGAUGUUUGAUCUCAACGGUGACGGAGAGGUGGACUUGGAGGAGUUUGAACAGGUCCAGAGCAUCAUUCGUUCUCAGACCAGCAUGGGCAUGCGACAUCGUGACCGCUCCACCACAGGAAAUACCCUGAAGACAGCCGGCUGCAGCUCUGCUCUCACCACAUACUUCUUUGGAGAAGACCUGAAGGGAAAACUCACCAUCGGCAGCUUCCUGGAGUUUCAGAGGAAACUGCAGCACGAUGUGCUCAAACUAGAGUUUGAGAGGAAUGAUCCGAUGGAUGGCAGAAUCACAGAGAGACAGUUUGGAGGUAUGUUGCUGGCCUACAGUGGCGUCCAAUCUCGUAAACUCAAGCUGAUGCAGAAGGGAUUGAAGAAGAUGUUUAAGGAUGCGCAGGGCAUCACAUUUGAGGAGGUGGAGAAUUUCUUUACUUUCUUAAAGAACGUGAAUGACGUGGACACAGCUCUGAGUUUCUACCACAUGGCCGGAGCCUCCAUAGAUAAAGUUACCAUGAAGCAGGUGGCCCGCACUGUGGCCAAGGUGGAGCUUUCAGAUCAUGUGUGCGACGUGGUGUUCGCUCUGUUCGACUGUGAUGGGAACGGAGAGCUCAGUAAUAAGGAGUUCAUAGCCAUUAUGAAGCAGCGGCUGAUGCGUGGGCUGGAGAAACCCAAGGACAUGGGCUUCACUCGGCUGGUGCGGGCCAUGUGGAAGUGUGCCCAGGACACUGCCUGGGACUUUGCCACACCCAAGACAUAGGAAGCAGCGGCUGAGCGAAAAGAGAAGGACACUGUGUGAAUAAAGCAACAACCCAUAAAGCAUCAAACGCAUUCUCCUUCUACAGGUCUUGAGAA